Molecule: messenger RNA, 203 nt
Organism: Acaulospora morrowiae
Lineage: Eukaryota; Fungi; Glomeromycota; Glomeromycetes; Diversisporales; Acaulosporaceae
Source: the annotation of a GenBank genome assembly
AUGAUAGCAAUUGUAGACGAUUAUCAUACGUCUUUCGAGGAUUUAAAUGGUGACGGCAAUUUUGUUUACUCUCGGUCUAGUUCAGAAGAAGAUACUAGUUCAGACGAAGAAUCCCUGUCACAUCAACCUUACAUGUGCAUUGACUCAGAUGAGGAACGAUCUCGAUCACCUUCUACCUUACCCCUAUAUUACAAUUCUGGUGA